AUGGCGUCAAUCCUUGAUCAUGAUUUUGGCUCCGAAUCCGAUGAAGGGGACUUCAACCCAGACACAGGGGGAGGAUCGGAUAAUGAAAGUGUUAGUGGAAUGAAGCAGAGAACAAAUGGAGCUGGUACGAACAAGCCAAGAGGAAGGGGUGGCAAAGACGAAGACGGUCAGCACUCUUCAAAAACCAAAAGGCGCAGCAAUGAAACUGGUGACGAUGAUGAGGGAGAUGCGGCGAGCAACGUAGACGGAUCAGAAGAUGAUGAGGAUCAGGAAAACGAAGACGAGGAUGACGAGGAUGAGGAAGAUGCAAUUUCUCGACGGCCACGAAAACGCGCCAAGAAAGACCCGCGGAACCAGUACCUCGAUGUAGAAGCUGAGGUUGACGAAGAAGAUGAGGGGGAUGACGAAGACGAAGAUCUCCAAGCAGACCCGUUCAUCGCAGACACACACCCUGAUGACGAAGCCGAGUUACCAGAUGGAGCUCCUACCGACGAUCGGCAACAUAAAGAGCUCGAUAGAGAACGGCAGAGGAGGCAACAAUUAGACGCAGAAGAACAAGCUGAACUGCUCAAAGUGAAAUAUGGCCGGCCCGCGAGGACCGCCUCUGAUGCUGCCAUUGUGCCACGCCGUCUGCUGUUGCCAAGUGUGGAUGAUCCGAGCAUAUGGGGAGUCAAAUGCAAGCCAGGCAAAGAAAAAGAAAUCGUCUUCUCCCUACAAAAACGAAUGGAGGAAAGAUUUGGCUCGAAAAAUCCUUUGCCAAUCCUUUCAGCCUUUGAGAGAAACCAUUCUAUGGCGGGCUAUGUUUACGUGGAAGCCCGGAGACAGGCGGAUGUUCUUAAAGCAAUGGAUGGUGUAAUGAAUGCCUAUCCACGAACUAAGAUCGUCUUAGUGCCAAUCAAAGAGAUGCCAGACUUGUUGCGCGUGACCAAGACUGAACAACUCCAACCAGACGGCUACGUCCGCAUCAAACGAGGUAAAUAUGCCGGCGAUCUCGCUCAGAUUGACGACGUUGAGACCAAUGGCCUGGAGGCAUCACUGCGAAUUGUACCCCGGCUUGACUACGGUCAAAAUGAAGACAACAAUGCCCCAAUGGUAGAUGGUAAUAUACGAGGCGAACUUCAGAAAAGAAAGCGCGCGGGAGCAAUGGGCCUGAAUAAUGCUGCAGUGCGGCCGCCGCCAAGACUGUUCAGUGAGGUUGAAGCAAAGAAAAAGCAUGCCAAAUAUGUGCAGCAGGUUUCGACAAUGAAGAAUGAUUGGCAGUACAUGGGAGAUAAUUACAGGGAUGGCUUCUUAAUUAAGGAUUUCAAAAUACAGCAUCUGAUUACGGAAAACGUCAAUCCCACGCUGGAGGAAGUCACAAGAUUCACUGCAGGCGCGGCGGAUGGAACAGAGCACUUGGAUCUCAGCGCUCUUGCUCAGACGUUGAAAAAGGGUGCAGCAACGGACAAUUACCUACCGGGGGACAUUGUCGAGGUUUAUGAAGGGGAGCAGACUGGAGUUGUUGGCAAGGCAAUUUCUGUGCGAGGAGACAUCGUAACCAUAAGUGUGACCAAUGGUGAAUUGCUAGGUCAAGCAAUCGAGGUUCCUCAAAAGGGUCUGCGUAAAUGCUUCAAAGAAGGUGACCACGUAAAAGUCAUUGGGGGAAGCAGGUAUCAAGACGAAGUUGGGAUGGUCGUUCGCAUCAAAAAUGAUACGGUCACCCUGCUUAGUGAUCUAAGCCUCCAGGAGAUCACAGUGUUCAGCAAAGAUUUGCGAGAAGCGAGCGAUUCUGGGGUCGCCGGCGGACUUGGCCGUUACGACAUACAUGAUCUGAUCCAGCUUGAUCCAAUCACUGUCGCUUGCGUAACCAAGGUGGACCGGGAGUCUUUAAGGGUUCUUGAUCAAAAUGGGUCGAUGAGAAUGAUUAUGCCUUCACAGAUCUCAAACAAGCUUGACAGACGACGAACGGCAGUCGCCACAGACCGUCACGGAUCCGAAAUCAGAACAGACGACACAGUUCGAGAGAUUGGCGGCGAACAGAAGAUGGGCGUCAUUCUUCACAUCUACCGAUCUUUUCUUUUCCUUCACAAUCGCGAGCAAACGGAAAACUCAGGGAUUUCCGUUGUGCGAGCUUCUAACGUACAGACAGUCGCUGCAAAAGGCGGCAGAGUUGCUCAAGGUGGCAGCACAGCCCCAAACCUGAAUGGUAUGAACCCAGCCAGAAUGCGCAACGGUGCCAACGGCACAGGACCAAUGCCACCACCAAAAUCCUUUGGCCGAGAUCGAGCAAUUGGCCAGACUGUCACCGUCCGCAGAGGUGCUUACAAAGGCCUGCUUGGUAUUAUCAAGGACACCACAGAUACUGAAGCACGGGUCGAACUCCACACAAAAAGCAAAACCAUCAGCAUCCCCAAAGACCACUUGGGUUUCAAAGAUCCUCUCACAGGCAGUACAAUGGACUACACGCGUUUCUCCACCUCCCGCGGUGGCCGAGGCGGUCCCGCCCACAACAACCCCUUCCCUCAUCUAACCUUCCAAUCGCGCACUCCAGGUCAGGACUUUCAAGGCUCCCGAACUCCUCUUGCCUCCCAAGGCGGACGAACCCCAGCCUGGGGCGCCGCCGCCGCCUCAGGAGGCCGGACACCCGCUUGGUCAGGCGCGGGCUCCUCCUCAGCUCGCACGCCUGCAUGGCAACAAUCCAGCGCGGCAGGCAACCGGACACCCGCCUACGCACCCGCGAACGAUGGCAGCCGUACCGUCAACCCCUACGCAGAUGGAAGUAGGACGAGCUAUGGUGGUGGAGGGGGGAACAGGACGCCAGCGUGGAACCCUACGGCUACCGCAUCGAGCUUCAGUCAUGAUCCGUUCAGUCUCAGUGGGGGAGGGAGAACGCCGGCUGAAUCGAAUGGGUAUGCGGAGGGCAGGGCUGGGCAGCUGGGUGGUGUGGUUGGAAGGGCGUACGAUGCACCUACACCGGCUGCUUCGGCGCCAACACCCGGAGCGAGUAAUGGGUAUGGAAGCGGCGGUACUGCGGGACAGACGCCGAAGUUUAGCGGAGAUGCGCCGACGCCGUUUGGCGGAGGGUUGCCGGAGACGCCGGGAUGGAGCGGUGGGGACGCGGGUGGAGGAGGGCCUCAAUAUGAGGAGGGUACCCCAAGUCCUUAG
Bacidia gigantensis is the source of this 3144-nucleotide messenger RNA. RefSeq names its product transcription elongation factor spt5 (gene SPT5). Gene Ontology annotation, biological process: transcription elongation by RNA polymerase II; regulation of transcription by RNA polymerase II; regulation of DNA-templated transcription elongation. The transcript has 3 exons. Gene Ontology annotation, cellular component: DSIF complex. The record is from RefSeq and is a predicted model, not a curated record. Gene Ontology annotation, molecular function: mRNA binding. The coding region runs from base 1 to 3144 and encodes 1047 amino acids. NCBI's taxonomy places the organism in Eukaryota, Fungi, Ascomycota, Lecanoromycetes, Lecanorales, Ramalinaceae.